AUGUAUAUGGACGCCGGCGGUGUAGAAGUUCAACAUCAACCGUCCAAUCAAGACCCUACUAGACAAUCCUGGAGGAAUAAUAGCAGUUCAGGUAGUGACCAAAGUAAACGUAGGGAUAAUAAUAACAACAAAUCUAGACCCGUUAAUUUAAAAUCGAUUAACGUGGAACGGGCCCAAAAUAUGAGUACAGCUUCAAGAACGGGUGUCAAUACAUCGAAUACAUCAGGAGUACAGCCCCUUCGAACCCCUAAAACCGCUCAGUUUCCCAAACAAAACCAACAACAAUUAUAUACAAUGCCACCGAAGAGUGCUACUUAUGCGCAGCAACAUAUUAAUUUAUCGAGGUCUCCACCUCCACAGAACGUACAGAACGUGUUUACUCCACAGAAUUACAAUAUAUCUAAGACUGCUCCCAAGCAAACUCAACAAAAAUCUGCCAAUUCGAGACCCGUUCCAAAACCACUUAAUUUAUCAAAAUCUUCCUCUCAAGUUUCAAAUUUGGGGAGACUUCCACAAACAGCCACUUUUCCACCAAAAGUGAAUAGAGCCUUAAACCUCCCGAAUCCACCUAAAACUGCUACAUUUCCAUCAAAGUCAGGAUUUCCAAAAGAUGCUAGGCAGCCUAUGAGAACUCCUCAAUCUGCCACUAUUUCUCAAAUGCCAUAUGCUUUCGUUUAUGGUGAACCAGCGUAUAUUCAAACUUCGGAACAAUCCCGCUUUAGGCGCUACAGCAAUACACCUGCCCCACUUAGAUACAUUACAGCAGACUAUCGUCAAGUCCAAUUGGGUCCGGGUACACCAGUUGUGGUUCUAAGUCAUCCUGAGGAUUCUGAUUCCCAAGGAUCUUCUCCGCCAACUCCUGGUUAUGGACCACCUGAAGGGUUUACUGGUGCUGAAGUCUAUGAUCUAUACUCCAUGCAAUAUGAUGAUGAGGCUGAGGAAGGUCAAUAUAUAUAUUAUUACUACGAUUAUCCACAACAGGAUUAUUACCCUCAAACUCCUACCGGAACCUCACAUCAAGCACGCUCAAGUACAGUUUCAUCUACCAUGAAGGAAGGGAGACGUAGAAGCGUGUUUGGGGGACCAAUGAAAGUGCACCCCGAUGCAGUUCUUCCAAUUCGCCAACCUAAAGGUCCCGAUAUGGCCAAAAACUUUGCCACUCGUAUUCGUCGUAAGGCUGUUAAUAAAUUAUUUGCAGCUGCCGCUGAAAGACGAAGCAAAUCGGCCGCCGAUAGGAGGAAAUCUGCUAUGUUCUAG
This is a messenger RNA of Diversispora eburnea, 1257 nucleotides long. NCBI's taxonomy places the organism in Eukaryota, Fungi, Glomeromycota, Glomeromycetes, Diversisporales, Diversisporaceae. The record is from the annotation of a GenBank genome assembly.